GGAGCGGGGCCCCAGGGCCUCACAAGCCAUCAGCACGAGCUUUGCGCUGCUUGCCUAGAGUGCAAUGCAGGGCUGGAUCCUGCUGGCGUGGAUGCUGCACUGGCUGUCCGGAGGAACAGGUCCUGAGCAGUGGACUUCAACUUAUGAACGGGUUUCUGCGGUUGAGCUCUAGGAAUAGUCACAUAGAUCAUCUGCACGAGGAUUAUGUGAACCUGUAACUUCACAUGGAGGAAAAGAUUCAAGAACUGGAAGACAGUGAUGUCAGAAACUGGUAUAAGAAUGUUAGACAAGCAAUGUCUAAAGAACAACUGUCUCUGGCAGCUGAGCGAGAAUGGAUUCUGAAACAGAGUAAAAUGCAAACAGAACUGAACUGGCAGCAGCUCUGUGAGAAUGGCGAAUGUAGCUGGUAUCGGAAAUCAGAAGAUCUAACACACAGACUGUCUUCAUCAAGAGAGGAGGCUGAAGCUGAUCUACAGAAAACAGACUACAGGUUGCAUGAAGUGAAGACUCUUCUUUCUCCUUUGACUGUUGAGAGAGAACAGACAAUACAAGCAUCGUUUAAUCACAGUAUUUCACCUGAAGGGGAGAAACAGAUAUUUCAAUAUGAUGAUGAAAGUUCUCUGUGUAAAGAUAUCCCUUCUUUGGAAAUAAAAAAGCUGCAGGAACAGAAUGCCAGCCUUCGGGCUGCUAUUGCACAAAUGAGGAAAGAAAUGGAGAGUCUUGAUGAGCAGAUGUCUUCUCUUACUCUAACAGAAGACAGACAGCUUGCAGAGCAAGGUGACAAUUCGGUUCUUGAAGAAAACAUGGUAGAUUUUGGACGACAGCCACCUGAUGUAGCUAUUGGUGUUGAUUGUCAGUAUAGUGUCAAACGCACUCUACGAGGACUGCAAAAUAAACUCAAGGCAGCAGCAAGAAAAAUAUCAAUUCUGAGCCAAGAAAAGCAGCAGCUGACUGAAAUGGGAAACAGCCUCAGGGCAGAACUUGGAAUGGUGUUAAAGGAAGGACUCUGGCAUCCUGUUAGCUCUAAACACUGCACAGUUUGUGUUGCCUCUGGUAGUCUUCUUCCAAGAGAACUUGUCAGAAGAACACAGUGUCAACUGUCAGUUCUAAAGCAUCUACAGCACAGACUCUCAACACAGGAGCUGCAGUGUGCAGGGCAACAGCAUUCUUCAAGGUUCUCUUCUUUUACUGCCUGCCCUAGCUUAAGGGAAGAAGCUCCAAGCAGCUAUGGGGAAGAAACAGAAUUACUAUCUGCUGAGGUUCGGCUAGACUCCUCUAUUGAAAAUCAUGGGCCAGAUACAUUCUCAGCAACAAAGGCAGAUACAUGCACAAAGAUUGUUCAAACUCAGCAGCUCAAUCAGAGUCCUAAUCAAGACCAGCAGGUCCAGCUUUCUUCAUCUGGAGCACAUAAUUUCUGUCAAAUUUUAGAUACAGGAUCAAGCCGUUCUCUACAAAGUCCUCAAAAGAACACCAGCCAGGUGGAGUUUGAAGUUGUACAUUCAAUUGAGCAAUCUGAAGAAUCACGGCAAAAUGUCAAAGCCAAGGAUAAACUUGAAACAUCAGCUGAAGAUUUGACAGUCAGAGGAACAAGGCUGGAAGUUCAGCAGAAGUUAAAAUCCAGGAGUUUAUCUUGUGUUCAUCUAUUAAAACCAAAAGUCUCUUCUAGCAUGGCAAAAAUCCGCAAUUAUAAUAUUAAAGACUGAUUUCUAUGUUGACAGAGUGUUAUAGGUUCACGCUUGCUAUUUACUGACUUUGACAUCUCUACAUCAGGUCUAAUUAUCAGCCUCAGUUUUGUAUGUCAGGUUGAGAUAUUUGCAGCCAGAAGAGAGAACAAGUACCCUGUUUCAUACAGUGAAGCCUCAAAUAAAGGGUUAAUCUGUGGACA
Messenger RNA from Sturnus vulgaris (Common starling), 1885 nucleotides. NCBI's taxonomy places the organism in Eukaryota, Metazoa, Chordata, Aves, Passeriformes, Sturnidae. The record is from RefSeq and is a predicted model, not a curated record.